AUUCAGAACUAAGAUGGAGCAGCAUAGUAACCGUCUCUGCCAGUAUAAGAACUACAACUUUCUCUCCAUUAGCACAACUGCAGAGUACAUAGAAUCUCUUCAGAGUCUUGAAAUAAGACACAGUGAUGUCUUCCUCGUGUCUUAUCCAAAGUCAGGGCACCAUAUGGGCUCAGCAGAUCAUCACUUCUAUCUAUGAGCUGGAUGGGCAUGUGAAUGAAUAUUCUACCAACUCAGAGAAGAUGCCAUGGCUGGAGUUCACAGGGGGUGCAUACACUUGUCGCCCCUCUCCACGACUCUUCACAUCACAUUUCUCCCACGUUCUCAUGCCUCCAGGACUGAUGGACAAGAAGGCAAAGAUUGUGUAUUUGAUGAGGAAUCCAAAGGACAACAUGGUGUCUUAUUAUCACUUCAGCAAAGCCCUUGCAGACCUUGAGACUCCUGAGAGCUUUGCUCAGUUUUUCGAGUGGUACCUGACGGGAAACGUACCAGCAUCAUCCUGGUUUGAUCACAUCAGCGAGUGGUAUUCAAACAGAGAGCAGUACAACAUCCUCUUCCUGACCUACGAGGAAAUGAUUUUGGACCUAAAAGCAUCAGUGAAGAAGGUCUGCAACUUCUUAGGGAUAAACCUGACUGAAGCCGCCAUCAGUCAAGUUGUGGAAAAAGCUAAGUUUGAGAACAUGAAGAAUGACUCGAAAGCAAACUAUGAGCACAUUCCACCAGAACGCUUCAGUGGGAAAUUCCUGCGUAAAGGUCAGAUUGGAGACUGGAAGAACACACUGACUGUUGCACAGAGUGAAAGAGUGGAUCAAGUCCUUCGGGAGAAACUUGGUGAUUUGCCUUUAAGGUUCAUCUGGGAAUAAGCAGAGCAGCUCUUCAGGGUCUCCCAGUAAAAAUACUGGCAGUGGCAUGUGGUACACCUCAGGCCUCCUAGUAGAUACACCUGUGUUAUCAAUUUGAAAAUCCUGUGUGGCUUCAUUCUCGGGUCAUCACAUUUACAAACUUGGGUGUCCACCUGUCCGUUCUUUAGGGUGACAAAAAUAUCCCAUCAGUGUUGUAAAAAAAGAAAAGAAAAUCAUAGUAGCUGUUAUUCAAAUACUAAGUAAAUUCAUUUUCUUCUUUUACAAAAAAAAAUCAAACAACUGACUUUUAGGGUGGAGAGUGUUACAAGUUUCAGACUUGUCCUUUGCAAACAUUUUCCUGAGUUUAUGUUCAGUCACUUGCUUCAGAUUAUAUUUGAGCAUCUUCUGCCUACUCUGCCCAUGAGCAAGCAGUUUUCAGUCACAUCCACUCCUCGUUUAUCCUCAUUUAUCAAGCUCAGUGUUGUGUCUGUUGUGUUCAGCUAUAAAAUGCUUUAUGACAUGUUUUGAACUCGAGUACAGGAAAUAAAACACAAAACAUUAAAA
Messenger RNA from Oreochromis aureus, 1403 nucleotides. Its product is annotated as amine sulfotransferase-like. Gene Ontology annotation, cellular component: cytoplasm. Gene Ontology annotation, molecular function: sulfotransferase activity. Lineage: Eukaryota; Metazoa; Chordata; Actinopteri; Cichliformes; Cichlidae. The coding region runs from base 126 to 860 and encodes 244 amino acids. Gene Ontology annotation, biological process: sulfation. The record is from RefSeq and is a predicted model, not a curated record. The transcript has 6 exons.